Molecule: messenger RNA, 1635 nt
Organism: Chenopodium quinoa (quinoa)
Lineage: Eukaryota; Viridiplantae; Streptophyta; Magnoliopsida; Caryophyllales; Amaranthaceae
Product: probable E3 ubiquitin-protein ligase RHB1A
Exons: 5
Coding region: 243-872 (209 amino acids)
Molecular function (GO): ubiquitin-protein transferase activity
Source: RefSeq, a predicted model, not a curated record
UUUAUAUUUAUCGCUGAACAAAAUUCUAAUUUCUCUUUCUCUCUCCUCUCAAUAACAUAACAAAAAUACAAGAGAGGGAAGCAAAGCUAAAGCGUCAGCUCUAACGAUACCGCCGAUAUUGUCACUCGCUUUCUAUCUCCUCUACUAUACUUCUCCGACGAUUUUUCAAUUUAUCAGGGAGACGACUAGAGAUGCUCCAGGUGUAUAUAAUUUUAAGUGGAUAAUAAAGUAUACGUGAGAGAAUGGGAGGUUGUUGCUGUUGCUGCUUUUCGUCUAGAAGAUCUGAACCAGUUAGGACCCCGACUUAUUAUUAUUGCCCCAGGACGUCUGAGGAGCGUGAACCCUUGUCAGCUAACCGUGGAAUACCUCCCGGACUGGCAGGAGGACUGCUGGUUGAUACCAAUUUAGACACAUCAAGUCCAGAUACAUAUACUCCACCUCCGGCUCCUAUUCCUUAUGAUGUUGAUUUAGGACGUCCUCGAACCCCACAUGGUAGAGAGAAUCAUCUUACCAAGACUGACACAACAAGUGAAAUAGCAAAUUCUGGUUCUGAGGAAGGACAGAACAAUGCUGAUUCUUCAGAAAAUCAAGAGAAGAGAGAAAUAGACGAGAAAACAAAAUCUGUCGUGGAACUUACCUUAUCUGAGGAUUCUGAAGAUGAUCUUAAGAAGCCGAUCGAACAGAAUCUUACAAUCAUAGAAGAAGAAGAUUGUCCUAUAUGCCUCGAAGAGUACACAGAAGAGAAUCCAAAGAUGCUUACUAAAUGCGAGCAUCAUUUUCAUCUUUGCUGCAUUCUAGAAUGGAUGGAAAGAAGUGAAACUUGCCCAGUGUGUGAUAAGGAAAUGGUGUUUGAUGAAGAUUUUAAUAUUUAGCCUUGAUGCAAGCUCGAGUGUUUAACUUUCUUUCUUGUUGUUGAGGCCUUGUCGGUAGAAUGAUCUGUUUUGUGUUGCAAUUGCAAGUAAGCUUCCACCUGACAUGGGUGAUUGUAAUUAGACAAUUCAAUGUCAUGAGAGUGAUGAGCAUAUCUCUAGGCAUCUGUCAAACUAGUAGAAUUUAUAAACAGAGAAGGUAAAAAGGGAAAGAAAAAACAAAAACAAAAAGAGUGUUGGGGGAGGGGGUGGGUCUUCUAGGUUAGUUUUCCAUAAUAGCUCCUCGGUGUUGGCCUUGCUAUUUGAUUCGUGAAUCGUUGGAGCUUCGAUCAUUUCAGUGACAAAACAUGGUAGUAGGAAAAGGUUUAACAUUUCGGUAGCAUGCAGUACAAUGCAGUUGGGGGAUUGAAUUCGGCAUUACCGAUUGCAUUGUACUGUAUGCUACUUUUAUACUGGAAAUACUGGCGGGAAUAAGCAGGUUCUUUGUGUUCCCGUUAUGUUGGUUUUCUAUGUCAUUUUUUACACACGUGUAUAGGUCCGUUGAACAGAGUUUUAGGAUUUUAAUUUUUUUUUAUUUUUUUAUUUUUAGUUUUUAUAAUCUGUUCUUACAGUGUUUCUUACCUGAAGAUUGGCUUUUUCUGCCGUGUGCUUCUUUUGAUUGAUUUUGCUGAAUUUACAGAAUCUAUCCCUACUUUGGGAGAUCAACAUUCGGCAACAAUAGUGCCUGAUGUAUUGUCAUAUUUGUCAACAAAUGUUAUAUUUGACA